UGCUUUCCCCUCUGUCUUCUUCUGCUUUCAUUCUGACUGAUUGGCCGGAAGCCAAACAACCUGACGGCUCCAAAAGCUUUUCACAUCAGCAGACUUGUCACCAUGGCAACAAAGCCCAAGGCCUGGCAGGAACAGGGUCCUGUCAACUCACUGGACGAGUGGGUCAAUGAGACCGGGGUGCAGGGUGAAGAGGGUGCACCCAUAACUCUCAGCUCCCUCCUGCAAGACAAAAAGGCACCCAAGGCAGAGCCUGAGGAGGACAUAGAUGUCCUGGAGCCUGAAGCUGAAGUCACAGCUCAGCAGGAGAACCAAACGACUGAUGCUGCUAAAAUAAAAAGUCAUGAAUCCAAAAAAAAAGGUCGGAGUACUCGCAGAGAAACACAAGAAAUCGUGACAGAAUUAGAGCAAGUUUGCAAAAAACUAUCAGGACCGUUUUUAACUCAAGAGGAAUCUAAAGAGCUCGUUGAUCUGUGUGAGGAGGCUUUCCCACCUCCCCUUUCCAAAAUCUCAGCAGGAGAACUCUCUGAGAAAGUGGGUUUUUCCAGCUUAGAGGGUGAGGUAACAGAGUGGAUCAGUGAUGUCGAGUUAAUUUCAAACCCUGCAGAUGACCUCAACUCUCUUGAUAGCCAGAAUAGUCAAGAGAUGCCUCAGCUCAUUGAGCCAGUUGAUCAGGAGGAAAUGAUAAGAGAUAUUGUGAUGGCAGAGGCAAAUGUUACACAGCUGAACUUCAUGGCAGAUGGCAUUAGUCCCAGUAACACUAACAAUAACAAGUCACAGCCUGCUCACCAUUCUGCCUUUGAUAGUAACAACUCUGGUGAUGUAAAUGCUGUGAGCUCCCCUCCUUUUGCUGAUGAAAGUGAAGAAGAAGAGGAGCUGAUUGAUCAUAUCUCUUGUCAGCAGCAGUGGAAUACGCUAGAUAUCUGCAGCACGGCCUCCCAACCUUCACAUUCUGUCUCAGAUUUAACUUAUCAAGGCCCAGUCCUUCAUGCAACUCCCUCAGUUGAACAGCAGGAGGAGCUGUUGCCCCAAAGCCAUGGUGAACUUGCCCACAGGGGAGAAAACCAGGAAGCUGCACAACAGGUGCUUGGCCAGAGAUCUCCACCUUUGUCAACCGUUGCCAUGGUGCUGUCCAAUCAGGGUAGGGCAACUCCUCAAGGCUCUGGCUGUGUUGUAUCACUGAGUGAAAGGCUCAGCAGGGCGGGGGAAAGAACAGAGGGAGAAAACCAACAAACAGGUGUAGAGGAAGGUCAGAAAGAGAGCAGACUUGAAAGGAACAAGCCAGGUGGACAGCAGCACUACAGAGGACUGUUAUAUUCACAAACAGUCAAGGCGCAAGAGAUAAAGCCGGAACAGUAUACCUGUGGUGUGUCUCUUAAACAUAGCAGACACACUAGGAUGGAGUAUGACUCCUGUGAAGAUAGCCAGAGUGACAGUGGAGUGUCAGCGGACUUCUCUCCAUACAGCACUAUGGACAGCACCACCACCACCAUUACUACAGGCACUACAGCAACUGUCUCCAAAGAAACUCCCAUUGAGAGGGAGAUCCGACGGGCUGUCGAGCGUGAACUGAGUCUAAGAAGGUCAAGAGGGCUUCCGAAUCCACCCGCGUCUCCAGAGUAUGUAGAGAUCCCUUUAAGAAAAAGUGUUCUAUCCCAGUCACUACCUAAAUCCGAGAGGCAUCAAGGCAAAGACAGGGAGUUGGCUGGUAAAAAGAUGAAGCAUGAGAUCCAUGCGGAGACCCAAAGGGAGGAGGAUCUGGUCAAGCUCGGGAAAGUUCCGGGUUUUUAUGACAAGGGCACAGUCCGGCAAAUUAAAGAGAAGAAAGAUCUUUUUGAGGCCUUUCAGACACCCAGUGACUCUGGUUUUACACCCAGAAGUAUGGCCUCAUCCUGGUCGUCCGCCAGCGAGACUUCAACUGUGGAGAACCAGGAGGACCUUUCAGCACAGGUGUCCCCAACAAGAAGCUCAUAUGUGGAGAGGAGACGCAGCUUAGAUCUGCUGAGUCCCAUACAGUCCCCAAACUCUGCCAAGGGAGUGGUUCAAACCGAUUCCACUCCCAGAGGACCAGGGUUCUCUGAAGGAACGGGAUGUCAGGUCAUCAUCUUAGAGAGUAAUCUGAGAAUCCCAGCAGAGAAUCGUUUCCACAUCAAACCAGAAGCAAAGGCAUUUACUGCUUCCAACUCUGGAAAACCUGUCAUCUCAUCAUCUGAGAGUGGAGGACAUGAUGGGCUAACAGUGAGAGAGAAGGAAAAAGAGAAGGAGGUAGUGCCCACUGAGAACCCCUUUUUCAAGCUGCGUUCUUCUACAAAUUUAGUUAAAGUGAAGCAGGAUAUUCAGGAGGCUCAAGAGAGGGAGAAGGAGCUUCAGAAGCAGAGGAUCAGCCUGUAUGGAGGCAGUGGGAGUGCAGACAGAGGAGGAAGAGGGAGGCCGAUCAGCAUGGAAGUAAAGAAUUCGAUGUUGUCCUCUCCAUUUAAUGGCCUGGUGGUUCCUGACUUACCUGGGUCAUCAUCCAGGGGGGUAACUGGACCUUCAGCAGCACGCCAGUCAGUCGGCAAGCCGUGUGUGUGGCCCCCGGCCCAGCCUGAAGACGAGAAGAUUAAUCGGCCAGAGAUCCCCCAGAGUCCCCGGACCCCCAGGCAGAAGACUCCUCUAGUGCAGCGAUGGGAGUCAGGCCUGGUCAAUGGGCACAUCACUGAAAAUGACUGAGAAAGUUUCCAGAGACUUAUAGUUUUUUAAGUGGAGGGCUGAAACAAAAAAGGAGAGCAGUGUAGGGAAAGAGGGAGCAGACUGCAGGAGGGGAACAGUGACGAAGAGGAGGACAGAGAGAGAAUGUGAAGUGAGAAAGAGGUCAGGGAUUGAGGCUAGAAAGGGGGUCAGGAGGAUUGGGAGCAAGAAAAAAAUGAUGCGUGGUGGAGUGAAAACCCUAAAGAGUCCUUGAGUGAAGAGGAGAGAAGCUGGAGGAGGAGGGCCAUCUAUGAGGAGAUAAGCGUGGGACCUGCAUCUGGUCUGAGACUAAGGAAUAUGAAAAGGCAAAUAAUCAUAAAACUGCAUUUGAGGAACAGAAAAAUGAAGAUUUUUUCAAGAACAGGAUUUUUUUAAACCUUUAUGAACUUUCUUCCACUGAAAAUCUGGAACAUAUUAUUAUUUUUGAUGAAAAAACCGAGAACAACAAUCAAUAGUUUUAUGCAUUUAUUGAUGUCUUACACUGCGAUACAAUUUUAUUGUACCUGUGCAAUGUAAUACAGUUUUAUACAAUAUCUAUGCAAGAAACUGAUCUUCGUCUCCCUCAGUCCUUUGAGGUUUUAUUGAUGCUGUAUCAGAAAACUGCUGAUUGAACUUUGUGGCCAUUUUAGAGACUAUAGCUAGUGGUAGAUUUUUAUUUGAAUGUGCUAUUUUAUCCUUAGAUUUAUGUAUAAAAGUAGGCAGAAUAUAAAAAAUUAACACCCCCAAAUGACCAAUGAUAUGAAAAUAAUUUGUUACAGGGUUACAGUAUUUUAAUGCAGUGUUUAGGAGUUCCCAAUAAACUGGUAAUCUUGUGCAUAUAAACAUUUAGAUAGAUAUAGAUUGAUCUGAGUUAUUGUAAUGGCUUCAAACCAAGAAAAUCAACUUUUUAUUAUUUGUUUAUCAUUGUUUUUGAAGCUGGAUUACAAUGAAAUAUAGCACUUUGAAGAAGCAAAGUUGAUCUCAGUCGUGGAGCUGAAUGACAUAACAUAACGAACUCCUAAAGUUUAGGUAAUUGCUGCUCUGUUGUACUUAUUGUAUGCAAUAAGUAUUGCGUUUUUGAAAUGAAACCUGAUGCACAAACCUAA
Messenger RNA from Acanthochromis polyacanthus (spiny chromis), 3809 nucleotides. It is a transcript of the gene misp3, whose product is annotated as MISP family member 3. The transcript is spliced from 3 exons. Lineage: Eukaryota; Metazoa; Chordata; Actinopteri; Pomacentridae. The coding region runs from base 103 to 2706 and encodes 867 amino acids. The record is from RefSeq and is a predicted model, not a curated record.